This is a messenger RNA of Amphimedon queenslandica, 1136 nucleotides long. RefSeq names its product peflin-like. Bases 72 to 941 code for a protein of 289 amino acids. The record is from RefSeq and is a predicted model, not a curated record. Gene Ontology annotation, molecular function: calcium ion binding. Lineage: Eukaryota; Metazoa; Porifera; Demospongiae; Haplosclerida; Niphatidae. Gene Ontology annotation, biological process: COPII vesicle coat assembly. The transcript is spliced from 8 exons.
CAAGUGUGGGUGUAGCUUGCUGUUUUGAAGUUUAUUGCUUAGCGAGAGUUGUUUCUUUAUUUUAGAGCACAAUGGCUUGGCAGCAGCCACCAGGCUACGGAGGCACUCCACCAAGAGGCUAUGGUCCUCCUCCUACUAGUGGAUAUGGUGCUCCAGGAGGAGGUUAUGGUGCUCCACCAGGAGGAUACCGUCCCCCUCAAGGAUCCGGAGGUUAUGGUCCUCCUCCCGGGGGCUAUCGGCCCAGUUACCAGCACCCUCCCCCUGGUAGCUAUGGAAACCCACCUCCUGGUGGCUAUGGCAACCCCCAAGGUAGUUUCGGAGGUGGUAGUGGAUAUGGUCCAUCAGGGCCUUACCAGUCGGGGCCUGCCGGAUAUCCUCCACAAGGAGCCCCUCCUGGGUAUCGCCCUCCACCUGGCCCCCCUCCUGGUAUUGAUCCAACUGUCUAUGAAUGGUUCAGGACGGUUGAUGCUGAUGGUUCAGGACAAAUAUCAGCUGUUGAGUUACGACAGGCGCUAGUCAAUUCAAACUGGUCUCAUUUCAAUGACGAGACGUGUAGACUCCUCAUAGGAAUGUUUGACAAAGACAAAAAUGGAACUAUUGAUGUGCACGAGUUUGGUUCACUCUGGAAGUAUGUGCAGGAAUGGAAGGGCUGCUUUGAUAGAUUUGACAAGGACAGGUCUGGUAACAUUGACUCUGGUGAGCUACAAGAAGCACUGGGAGCCUUUGGCUAUAGAUUGAGUAGGGAUUUCUGUCAAUUGUGUACAAGGGUUUUUGAUCGCAAAGAUGUCAAUUCAAUGAAGUUUGACGACUUCAUUCAGUGUUGUGUUAUGCUCCGCUCGUUGACGGAAACUUUCCAAAGGGUAGACACUGACAGAGAUGGAGUUAUAGAUAUAUCCUAUGAGCAAUUUUUAGAAAUGGCAAUUGAUAAUACACUAUCUUGAUUUCUGCUUCUUCAUUCUUUCCCUCUUCUCCUCUUAACCCAACCAGAAGAAAAUAAUUAUUAAUUAUAAUAGUAACUAUUGUUAUUGUUAUUAUUCUUAUUGCCAUUAUUAUUGUUGUUAUUUCUAUUGGUUACAAUGUAACUAUAAAGUUAUGUAUUCGUUAUUAUAUUCUUUCACAUUUUACACAUUCACAGU